CUCUUCUAGUGUUUCAUGAGUUGCACUCUUCGUUUUCUUUUUUUCCUAUUCGCCGCCGAUUCCAUCUUCCCAGUCGCGGUUCUUCUUUAUCGACGACCCGGAGGCAACGGUCUUUCUUCUUCUCCCAUACGUUGAUUGUUCUUCCCCGCCUCAACUCCGGCUACGGGCCUGCAAGUUUUGUUUUGCAAAAGCAGGGGUGUAGCUUCAAUAUGGGAAAAUCUAGGCCACGUGAAGAAGCAACCGCACGAGCUAAUCACAAGUUUGAGAAGAAAGUACAGUUUUAUACAAAGGUCAAGGAUACGGUUGCCUCGUUGAGUGCUCAGAAGUCCAUCACUAAGAAGACCAAGGCACAACGGAGGAAAAAGAAAUUACAGGCAUACGAUCUUUCUCGUCUUUCAGAGUCCUUGCCUGAGUUGAGUGCUCUUCAUCAACCAAAAAAACCAACUGAACUUAAAUUAAACAGCAAAAACAGACAAAAGCUAGUGCUAAAGGAGAGCAAGCAGUUGCAGGCUGUCACUAACCAUCCUGCUUUCCAGUCGAAUCCCGUUGAAGCCAUUUUCCAACAUUUGCAGAGCACGCUUCCCCCGGACAAUAAGAAACCGAAACGACAUAUCAAGAAGAAAACUGGAAAAAGCAAAAAGAAGAAAUCGAAGCCUCAGUCAAUGGAGACCUGAUGAUCUCUGGUGUCUCAUUUCUCUUGGCUGCAUAUCAAUGGCCAAUGGGUCCUUUGUGUUAGUAGUAUUCAUUUUUGGCAGUUUUUUUGGGUAUUGAAUAUUUGUUUAAGCAUACUUAUUUAAACUUUUUUUUAAUAACUAAAUAUUCAUCUU
Cuscuta campestris is the source of this 827-nucleotide messenger RNA. The record is from the annotation of a GenBank genome assembly. Lineage: Eukaryota; Viridiplantae; Streptophyta; Magnoliopsida; Solanales; Convolvulaceae.